CAGUAGUGUCCAAGAUGGCGACGCCCAUGUAAGCGGAAGUUGCUGCAGGCGUUUUUCGUUGCAUGUUUAGACAUUUCGCUGAAGCCAACAAUGCUCCUGUCUUCGUGCAUCAAGCUGUUCUUCGUCCUGAAUAUUUUCCUGACCGUGUCGUUGGCGUUCGAGCCUAUAACAACGGGGCUAGCGGUCGGGGUCGGAGUUACAGCGUCUGCGCUCCUGGCUGGGUUCAACCACUUCAAAUGUAACGUCGUUGAAUGUUGUGACAGUAAUUGGUUCAUUCCCAACAUAACAGGACUGCGUUCAUCACUCCAAGACAAACUCCAUGGACAACAUUUAGUAGUGGAUACCGUCGCCAAGGCUGUUAAGGGCCACAUCCGCAACAAGAACCCCAGCAAGGCUCUGGUGCUGUCCUUCCAUGGAUGGACAGGUGGAGGGAAGAACUUUGUGAGUAAGAUGAUAGCUGAGAACCUGUUUGUGAAGGGGAUGCAGAGCAGACAUGUGCACCUGUUUGUGGCCACACUUCACUUCCCACACAAGGACAAGGUGGAGACCUACAAGGACCAGCUAAGAGAGUGGAUCAAAGGGAACACCUCAGACUGUCCUCACUCCAUCUUUGUGUUUGAUGAGAUGGACAAACUACCCGAGGGUCUACUGGACGCCAUCAAACCUUACAUCGACCACUAUCCAGAGAUCAAUGGGGUGGACUACAGGAAAACCAUCUUCAUAUUACUCAGCAACACAGCAGGAAAUAGUAUCACACACAAGACGUUACAGCACUGGCACGAGGGGAGGAAGAGAGAGGAGAUCUCACUAAAGGAGAUGGACCAGCUCAUUCUGAAAGGAUCCUUCAAUGAGAAAGGAGGGCUGUGGCACAGCAGUCUGAUAGAGAAGAACCUGAUAGAUGUGUUCAUCCCAUUUCUACCGCUGGAGAGACAGCAUGUCAAACUGUGUAUCAGGGAUGACCUACAGGCUAAGGGCCACCCCGUGACAGAAGAUAUAGUGACAAAGAUUGCCGAUGAGCUACAGUAUUUCCCUGAUAGCGAGCAGCUGUACUCCAAGUCUGGCUGUAAGAGGGUGUCCCAGAAAGUAGACCUCAUCAUGGAGGAAGUCUCACAGACCGUAGAGGAGAUCAAGAGAUGAUACAACAUUUAUGUCCAG
Branchiostoma belcheri (Belcher's lancelet) is the source of this 1155-nucleotide messenger RNA. Its product is annotated as torsin-1A-like. Gene Ontology annotation, molecular function: ATP hydrolysis activity; ATP binding. Bases 91 to 1137 code for a protein of 348 amino acids. NCBI's taxonomy places the organism in Eukaryota, Metazoa, Chordata, Leptocardii, Amphioxiformes, Branchiostomatidae. The transcript is spliced from 7 exons. Gene Ontology annotation, cellular component: endoplasmic reticulum. The record is from RefSeq and is a predicted model, not a curated record.